AUGAUCGGAAGCAUUGAUUGCACACACUGGAAAUGGAAAAAUUGUCCGGUAGCAUGGAAAGGGCAAUACGCAAGUGGUUAUCACGGAUCACCUUCAUUGGUGUUAGAGGUUGUCGUUUCUCAAGAUUUAUGGAUUUGGCAUGCAUUUUUUGGGGUUGCGGGUUCCAACAACGAUGUCAACGUUUUUGAUCAGUCGCCAAUAUUCGACGAUCUUUUGAAUGGAAAAGCCCCGGAUGCUCCUUUCACAGUGAAUGGAAACAAAUACAAAUAUGGGUAUUACCUUACAGAUGGAAUAUAUCCUCAGUAUUCCACAUUCGUGAAGGCAUUCCGCCACCUAGUUGAAGAACGAGACAAAUUUUUUAAGAGAAGACAAGAAGGAGCACGUAAGGAUGUGGAACGUGCUUUUGGAGUGCUGAAGGUGAAGUGGCAUAUAGUCGAACAUGCAGCACGACCAUUGGAUUUAGAAACUUUAAGAUAUAUCAUGUAUGCAUGUAUCAUAAUGCAUAACAUGGUAGUAGAAGAUAAGGGGCGAAAUAUUGCACACUAUAUCCCAACGGAGCCCAGACACAUUCAGUUUCAACCAGGAACAGCAGAUUAUUUGCAUCGCGUUGUUGACGGAUUUUAUCUUCUAUGGUAA
This is a messenger RNA of Lactuca sativa (garden lettuce), 636 nucleotides long. RefSeq lists its product as uncharacterized. NCBI's taxonomy places the organism in Eukaryota, Viridiplantae, Streptophyta, Magnoliopsida, Asterales, Asteraceae. The record is from RefSeq and is a predicted model, not a curated record.